Zingiber officinale is the source of this 1699-nucleotide messenger RNA. RefSeq names its product NAD-dependent malic enzyme 65 kDa isoform, mitochondrial-like. Lineage: Eukaryota; Viridiplantae; Streptophyta; Magnoliopsida; Zingiberales; Zingiberaceae. The record is from RefSeq and is a predicted model, not a curated record. Gene Ontology annotation, cellular component: mitochondrion. Gene Ontology annotation, molecular function: NAD binding; malate dehydrogenase (decarboxylating) (NAD+) activity. Gene Ontology annotation, biological process: pyruvate metabolic process; malate metabolic process. The transcript is spliced from 5 exons. Bases 897 to 1307 code for a protein of 136 amino acids.
AUUUGUUGGAAGAUAUUUGUUUCUUUUUUGGUUAUAUUUAGAGGGAAAUCAUUUCUCACUGAUGGCCAAUUUGUGCUAUAAACCAAUAUCAAAUCCAAAAAUUUCAUUUGGGUUCGAUUGCAAUUUGGUUUACUUUCUAAACUAAAAACUAUCAUAUAUAUAUAUAGCCAAUCUAAACAACCAAUCUGUUAAGUUGACUGGACAAUUGAUCCUGGUGCGUAUAUGUUCUGCCUAGGCGCAUCAGUUAUGAAUUAAGUGCUUUAUGUUGGCUGAUGUUUAAGUUAUGAAUUAAGUGCGCAAGCUUUAAACAAUUUGAUUCUAAUCAAACAUGAGUGUGCAUUAGAUCCAGCUCGAGCUGAGGUUGUGCAUUUAGAUGCAAAAUGGGGCUUCACACUUCUAGAGUUAUAGCUGAACUAAGUUCUGUUCCUUGAUUUGAGAAAUAAUUGAUACAGCUGACUGGGAAUUGGACAUGCUCUAAAGUCAUCUUUUUCUAGGGUGGUUGAUCGUUGUCCAGUUUUCCUCAGAAAGUCUCACAUUUAACACUGCUGUCUUCAGUCUCCAGAUCUAAAAGCACCAAGGCAAUCUGAUUUUGUAUAUUUGUUAUUCAAGUGUUCCAGGAAUCUUGCGUUGAGACAAAUGAAGAAAAUUUUGACCAGUUGACUAUAAUUUUUCUCUUUUAACUGCUUGAACUUUCAUUUAGUGUUUUCUUUCAAGCAUUAUGUGCAAAUGAUCGAGUUGCUGACUGUAUAGACAACACAAAAGUCAGCUACAGCAUAGUAGAUAAUAUGCCAAUAGGCAUUUACACACUCUUGUUGAUAUUUCUCAUGAUCAUAAUAGCUAGGGACCGACAGAUUCUUCAAUAAGAUUAUAAUUUUGUUUAAUUGGUAUACCCUCUCAUGAUCAUAAGAUUUGACUUGUUUAUUUCUGCAGGAAAUGGUAUUGGUCACUGUAACCAGGGAAACAAUAUGUAUCUUUUUCCUGGGAUUGGCCUUGGCACUCUUUUGUCUGGAGCGAGGGUUAUUUCAGAUGGCAUGCUUCAGACUGCAGCUGAACGUUUGGCCGGAUACAUGAAAGACGAUGAAGUUCUGAACGGAAUAAUAUAUCCUUCCAUAUCCAGCAUCAGGGACAUAACCAAGGAAGUAGCAGCUGCUGUAGUCAGGGAAGCUGUAGCAGAAGAUCUGGCUGAAGGGUACCGCGAAAUGGACCCUCGGGAACUUCAAAAGCUCACACCGGAAGAAACCAUGACAUACGUAAAGAAGAACAUGUGGGAUCCUGCCUAUCCGACUGUAGUUUACAGAAAAGAAUGAUCCUCAUUGUUGUUCGCACGGAAACUUCUUGUGCUGAAGGUGAAAAAUUAAGAAUCAGAAAAGAUUCCAUCAGAUGUGCUAGUAACUGAGCAACUAAUGAGUCUGGAGCUGCGCGAUCAUCAACGGUUUCUAUUCAUAACGAAACAUAAUUAUUUGAAGAAAAUUUCUUUGAAUUCUUCUCACGUAUAUGAGAGUUAAUUUGAGUGCCUAAGAAAUUGUUGAUUGAUGUUGCUAUAGCUAGACAGCUAAAACUUUUUGAAAGUACAUCAUGAUAUUGAGUGUGAUGUAGCAUGAACUUGUGUACUCUGUAGAGCCGACACCCUUUCAGAGUGCCAAGGAAUUUGCCAUAAAAUGUAUCUGAGAAUCAAUGGAGAAGUAGUGGUUUAGUUUUA